ACCUGGAGCUUGAGGAGCUGCACGCAGGUGUCCGGGGUCUGACAAUGGCCAAGAACAAAUUUAGAGGUCAGAAGUCCAGGAAUGUAUUUCACAUAGCCAGCCAAAAAAACUUCAAGGCUAAAAACAAAGCAAAACCAGUCACUACAAAUCUUAAGAAGAUAAACAUUGUGAGUGAUGAAAAAGUUAACAGAGUGAAUAAAGCUUUUGUAAAUAUACAGAAAGAACUGGCACACUUUUCAAGAGGCCUUUCUCUUGAACCUCUACAGAAAGAUCUGGUUCCGCAGCGACAUAAUGAACCUGUUAAUGUUGAUGAAGCUACAAGAUUAAUGGCUCAGUUGUAAUGUAGUGAUGAUAUAUCAAAGUACCCAAAAAGUUCAAUAAAUUAAAUGUUUUAUACAA
Tupaia belangeri chinensis (Chinese tree shrew) is the source of this 399-nucleotide messenger RNA. RefSeq lists its product as uncharacterized. The transcript has a single exon. Gene Ontology annotation, biological process: ribosome biogenesis. The record is from RefSeq and is a predicted model, not a curated record. Gene Ontology annotation, cellular component: nucleolus. Bases 45 to 341 code for a protein of 98 amino acids. Lineage: Eukaryota; Metazoa; Chordata; Mammalia; Scandentia; Tupaiidae.